This is a messenger RNA of Microthlaspi erraticum, 1584 nucleotides long. Lineage: Eukaryota; Viridiplantae; Streptophyta; Magnoliopsida; Brassicales; Brassicaceae. The record is from the annotation of a GenBank genome assembly.
AUGGCCGAGGUUGCUCAAGACAAGGAGAAGGAACCGGAUGGACAGCUUGUAGCCGUGGAGCAGCUUGUAGCUGAGGAAGCUUUGGUCAUACCAACCGAUCGCGAACUAAGCUAUUCAACCAAGAGAUUGGAAGAAUACUUAGCUACUUGGGUCAGAGCGAUACUGAGGUUAUUCAAACUACCCUGAGAUCUGGCCGGUGCUUUAGAGAUCUUUCCGCAAUCUCUCAAGCCAACCAUUCAAUCAUCAACUCAUUCCAUCAUCACGGCUCACGCCAAAUCUAUCCAACCUCAGUCUCAGUGUGCCGAUCUAGGGAAGAGUUCAUCAAGUGGAACCAUGUCGGAUGAUUCCAGUUCUGGGGUCAGUGCCAACAACAAGGUGCUCCUGGAAGCCAUGUCGAAGAUUUUAACUGAGAGGCUUGCUGCUGAGCUCAAACCAAUCCGCGAUCAACUCAAGGGAAAAGACAAGGUGCCUGAAGCCCAAGUUGUCAUCUCUGAGGGAGAGAAAUCAAAGCAGGCCAGUGAAAUAGGGAAACCUCCUGACGAUCCCCUUGCCAAGGCUUAUUACAGAAGCCAUGGUCAGUCGUCCCAUCGAAGCAACCGGCGUUCUAGGCGGACAGAACGAGAUCUCUUAACCGAGAACUUGGGAGGGUUCAAAGCAAAGAUUCCGCCAUUUCAUGGCAAGAACGAUCCAGAUGCAUACUUGGAUUGGGAGAAGAAGAUGGAACUGAUCUUUCAAUGCCAGAACUAUAUCGAUGCCAACAAGGUCAAGAUAGCUGUCACGGAUUUCUAUGACUAUGCCCUCAGCUGGUGGGAUCAGACCGUCACUAGCCGCCACCGCUCAGGAGGAUAUCCCAUUGAGACUUGGGGAGAACUUAAACGCCUCAUGCGGCAACGUUUUGUGCCGAGUCACUAUCACCGGGAACUCCACUCCAGGCUCCGCAAGCUCACUCAAGGAACCAGAUCCGUUGAAGACUAUUACCAAGAGCUGGACACCCUUUUGCUAAGAGCCAAUAUCACAGAGGAUCGCGAGGCCACUAUGUCCAGAUUCUUAGGCGGCCUGAACCGUGAAAUCCAGGAUCGAGUUGAGAUGCAACAAUAUGAAUUCCUGGAGGAGAUGCUACACAAGGCCGUCCUUGUGGAACAACAACUUAAGAGGAAGGGUCCUUCUCGAUCUAGCUAUGGAGCCGACACUCAUAGGUCGGGUUUCAAUCAAGAGAGCAAGUUUCCUUUACCAUCAAAGCCAGAGCUCAAACCUCUUCCCACCUCUCCAGAGAAAGAUAAAAGCAAGGGCGAAACUGUUUCCACAGGAAGAUCCCGAGAUCUCAAGUGUUUCAAAUGCCAAGGUCGAGGUCACUAUGCUACUGAAUGUACCAACCGCAGACUUAUGAUCAUCAGAGACAAUGGCGAGAUUGAAUCUGAGGAAGAGCCUACGCCAAAGACUGUUCAGGACACAGAGGAGUAUGAGGCAUUACCAGUUCGUGGUAAGCUCCUUAUGACAAGAAGACUUCUAAGUGCUCAAGUCCGAACAGAGGAAGAGGAGAAAAGAGAGAAUCUCCUUCAUUCGCCAUACCUUGUUCAAGAUUAA